Messenger RNA from Durusdinium trenchii, 1074 nucleotides. The record is from the annotation of a GenBank genome assembly. NCBI's taxonomy places the organism in Eukaryota, Dinophyceae, Suessiales, Symbiodiniaceae.
AUGGAGUUCACCUGCAGCAAUUGCGGUUUCUCCAGCUUUUCAAAGCUGAUCUAUCAGGAGCAUAGCUGCCAAGGGGACUCCUCAAGAUGGAAGUCUUACCAAGUGGAAGUGAGAGAGGAGAUUGUGGACCCCCAUCCGGUGGCAAUUGCCACUCCAGUGGAAUCGACGGAGGACGUAGGCUUGCCAGGGAUGGUGGCGGAUGAGGAUGACUAUCGGGAUCCCCAAAGCGCGCCGUUCCGUUGCAUUUGCGGCUUUAGUGCUUUCUCGCAGAUGCUCUAUGAGGACCACGAGUGCAAGUUUGUGAUGCGGGAGGCAGUGAGGGCUUCGGUCCGAGCGAGCACCACCUCACGCUUGAAGGACGUGGGCCUUCACCACGAGCGCGUGGGCAUGGUGAGCACGAAGCAGGGCCCGCAGACGGUGCUGGUGAAGACCAGGGACAGCGGGAAGGUGCUCUUUGGCCCCCGACCGCUGGAGAAGGAGACCACCGUGGCAAAGCUGAGAGAUCGCAUUCUAGAGGUGAGAAAGCAGCCGUGGGCAAGCAUGAAGUUCUACCACAAGGAGUCAGAGCUCGCGGCUGAGCUGUUUUUGCACCACAUCCCAGAACAGUCCUUGCUUCUACUGGCCGACAUCAACAGUGCGACGCUGGAUAUCCAGGUGAAGAAGAACUACUUCAACAAGUUUCCGGACGUAGUGACGGAGGUUCAGAUUGCGCCACAAAGCGAAGAGGAGUACGAGGCGGAUGUACGGCAGGUGCGGGAGAACCUGAAAACUCUCCUGGGGCGCUACCGCACACUUUCAGAAGAGAUCAACUCGAUCGACGGAGCUGCCUUGAUGGCGACCAUCGAGGAGAGGCCUCGGAACUUGAGCUGUGUGCCGUUCAGCAGCUGCCUCUCGGCGGAACAAUUCUCUCAGCUCCAGAUCUUUCUGCAGAAGGCCAAGACAGCGAGGCUCUGGAAGCAUGAGGCCUUUGGUCAGCACUACCUGAUGGCUUGGACUGCAGGGCACAAGCUCAGGCUCUCCAUCAUCAGUGAGGAUUUGCCAACACGAAGCUAUUUGGGCAGGAUGGGCAAAUGA